AAUAUUUUGUGCAUUACAGAUGUCACAACCUGCCCAUCUCCGAGUGAUUCUUUCAGACCACGAUGUCCAGAAACUGGCAUUACCCUCUGGAAUCCCUAAGACAGUUAAUGAACUUCACUCAGCUGUCCAAGCUGCAUUUGGAAUUUCUGAGGAUUUUUGCUUGCAUUACAUGGAUGUUGAUUUUUGUAAUAAUUAUUUCACACUACUUUCAACAUCUGACAUCAAGGAUAAGGACACUAUAAAGGUUGUGUAUAUGUUGGAGACCCCUACAGUGACAUUGGCCUUAUCAAGUGUGGACAGCCCCUUCUCAGUCUUGAAUGAUAGCUUUUCUCCACCUUCUGAUGAUGCCUGCUCAUCUGUCUCUUCCACUGAUACAUUGCCAGUUUCUCCAAGAAUAAUACAAAAAAGCCCAGCGCAACGAUCAAAGGGUUGGCCCUCUGAAUUUCCAAUCCCCCGUUUCUCUGUCAAUACAGAGCUUCUGCUUCAGUUAGGCAAUGAAAAGUUCCAUAAGGAUGGGACCCUUUUCAGCACCAAAGACCUCAUCACAAUACUACCAGAUAUUCUUGGAAGAGUGGCUGAAGGUAUUUAUGAAUACACUGCAUAUCCAUCAAGUGCACAAAUAAGUCAGGUAGCAGAGGCUCUCAUUAACAAACAUCCCUGUCUCAAAGAGCCAGGUUCCUUAAACAGAUGCUAUGGAUGGAUACAACGACUGAAAUACAAGAUGAACAAUUUCAGAUCCAAGCUUAGAGGUUUUAGCUGUCCUGAAAUUGAAGUGAACUCACUCAAGAGGAAAGCAGCACAUGAGCAAGCUCCUGCCAAAAAUGUUAAAAAACCAAAAAAGGCUGAAGUAAAUUAUCUACCACCUUAUCCUCAAGGUGAAACAAGUGGAAGUUUGGAGAAGGAAAGAGUGGACCUCUUACAUGAAGUGAUGAAGAGGGAUAAUUGCGUUGUGGUUGCAGAGAAAAUGGCCAAGACCUUCUCUCUUCGCAGGCAGGAAAUAAUUUAUCAGGCCCCUGCAAUUAAAGACAUCAUUGACCGAUGGCCUGCUUUAUUUGAUGCAACACAGAUAAAUGAAGAAUUCAAAAGAAUAACCACUGUAAGUCUUGAAUCUACAUUUAUGGCCAAACUUGAUGCUUGCACCUCCAAAUUAAUGGAUGUUGUCUCAUCGAGGGGAGGAACUUCAGGAUUGAGGAUAAGGCACAUUAAGAAUCAGCUUCUAGAGAACAAUACAAUUGAAGUACGGAGAGAGGUGGCCAUUCGUUGCCUGGUUGUCUACCUUGGAGAAAAGGAACAGGACCUCUUCAAGGAGUUUAAUAAUAUUGAAGAGUUUGAAGCAAACCUUGACAGGCAAGUAUUGAACAUUGCCAUCAUCAAAGACAAGAAUCCAAACACUGGAACCAUCCUGAUCGAGGGAGCCAAAAUCCUGGAUGGCAUUGAUGUCCCAAGGUGCUGUGCUUUGCUCAUGGGUUUAAUAUACGCUCUGAAUCUGAGCUAUCCCAAGGAUCUAAAAUGUACAUACGAAGUAUUUCAGAAACUGUUCCUUGAACUUGAUGGACUCAAAACCAGUGGGAAACUGAACUCCUCACCGGACGUCUCUGACUGCGAGGACCUGAAGACUGACUGUGGUGAACAGGAACAACCAAACCAUAACGUGAGAGCUGUUAAGUCUUCAAACACCACGUUCAUAAUGAUGACUGAAAUUUACCGAGUGUCUAAGAAACACGCUGACGACUUGUGUACCAUAGAAGAGUCACCACAUGUCAGUGGAGCAGAUGGCGACACAGCUCCAGUGCCUCAAGUUAGAGCAGAAAAGAAAGUCAACCUGCGGAUGGUGCUGAUGGUCUUCUGUGUUCUCCUAGUGGCCGCCCCCAUAUUCUUUUCUAUUUACUAUUUCAUAAAAUUAAAUCACAAGGAGCAAGAACUGGAAGAGUUAAGAAUUGCAAAUUACAACUUGACCAGUAACAACAGUGCCCUACAGUCUCAGUACACAACUCUGAAUAAGAAGCAUGAAGAACUGACCAAAGAGUUCAGUAAGCUGCAGGAAUACUACUGUGAUGGUACAAACACAUCUCAUGAAAACACUUGCAUUUUAUGUAAACUGGACUGGAUCCCCUUCGGUUCCAAGUGUUACUUCAUCUCCACUAAGACAAAGACCUGGCAUGAGAGCCAUGAUUGGUGCCUGACAAAGGGUGGACAACUAGUGAAUAUAGAAAACUCAGAGGAGUGGGAGCUCUUAGAGUUACCAUUUGUGCAUUACGUUUACAUGCAUUUCUGGUCUUGUAAUGGACAAAACGGUCAUUGGUGA
Molecule: messenger RNA, 2305 nt
Organism: Erpetoichthys calabaricus (reedfish)
Lineage: Eukaryota; Metazoa; Chordata; Cladistia; Polypteriformes; Polypteridae
Exons: 10
Coding region: 20-2305 (761 amino acids)
Source: RefSeq, a predicted model, not a curated record